Molecule: messenger RNA, 2594 nt
Organism: Carassius gibelio (silver crucian carp)
Lineage: Eukaryota; Metazoa; Chordata; Actinopteri; Cypriniformes; Cyprinidae
Gene: slc25a17
Product: solute carrier family 25 member 17
Exons: 9
Coding region: 156-1109 (317 amino acids)
Biological process (GO): transmembrane transport
Cellular component (GO): peroxisomal membrane
Molecular function (GO): NAD transmembrane transporter activity; AMP transmembrane transporter activity; FAD transmembrane transporter activity
Source: RefSeq, a predicted model, not a curated record
UAAAUCGGAGCCGGAAGUGGACGUUGACAGGGAAAUCUCUUCUCUGGAGCUCUGAGUCUGUAUUCCUCUCAAAUCAGAACUCAGUAGACUCUUUGCUUUUUAGCUAAAUAAAAUAAAGAAAGUCACCCUGCAAUCGCAGCUAACAUUUUUCAGGGAUGGGCUCUAAAGAUCUGAAACUCAUGGAUGUGUUUUCAUACGAGAGUCUCGUGCAUGCAGUCGCCGGUGCGAUGGGCAGUGUAACAGCAAUGACUGUUUUCUUUCCUCUUGACACAGCCCGGCUCAGGCUGCAAGUCGAUGACAAGCGGAAAGCCAAAUCUACCCCAGCCAUUCUGUCUGAGAUCAUCAAGGAGGAGGGUCUGUUAGCUCCAUAUAGAGGCUGGUUUCCAGUGAUCUGCAGCCUUUGCUGCUCAAACUUCGUCUACUUCUAUUGUUUCCAUAGUCUGAAGGCCACCUGGCUGCAAGGUCAGAGGUCAACACCAGGACGAGACCUCCUUUUUGGCAUUGCUGCAGGUGUAGUAAAUGUUCUUGUGACCACUCCACUCUGGGUGGUCAAUACCAGACUGAAACUGCAGGGGGCGAGAUUCAGAAACGAAGACAUACAGCCCACGCACUACAACGGAAUUAUGGAUGCGUUUGUACAGAUCAUGCAGCAGGAGGGAGUGGGUGCGUUAUGGAACGGGACGUUUCCCUCCCUGCUGCUGGUGCUCAAUCCAGCCGUGCAGUUCAUGCUCUAUGAGGGUCUAAAGAGGCAGCUGAUGAGGGGCGUCCACAGAGAGCUCUCCUCAGUGGAGGUGUUUCUGAUUGGAGCCAUUGCCAAGGCUGUUGCGACCACCAUAACGUACCCUCUACAGACAGUUCAGUCUGUUCUGCGGUUCGGACAGCAUGGGCAGCCUGCAGGUCAGUCCAAACUCCUGAACAGCCUGAGAUCUGUCAUGUAUCUGCUGAUCAACAGAGUCAGGAAGUGGGGCAUGCUGGGAUUGUUUAAAGGCCUGGAGGCGAAGCUGCUUCAGACGGUCCUCACUGCCGCACUGAUGUUCUUGCUGUAUGAGAAGAUCGCCAACACCACCUUCAGGGUCAUGGGCGUCAGACGCACAGUGACGGCCCACUGACCUCUCACAGGGUGUUUAUUAGCCCACUGAUGUCAUAGGAACGGAGUAUAGCUGUGUUAUGAAAAAUAGUCAAUUGAUAUGGUUUUUAUUUUUUUUUAUUUUUUAAAGAUAUAAACACUCAAAAUGGACAGGAACACUCAAAAGUUUAGACACCCUUGACUCAGUUUGUUUCUCAUGAUCUAUAAAACAUUUUGACCUAUAGGCUCCAGUAAUUGUAAGAAAAUAAAAUCUAAAUAUUAGGGGGGAAAUUAAAAUUAAAAUUAAAAAUAUUGCUUUGGCAGCUUACUAAGAUAAAUAAUUAAGUUGUACAUAGGAAAAUGACUAAAACUAAAAAGCUACAUAGAAAAAAAAAAACUUACACUAAUAGUAGAAUGAAGACUGGAAAUAUAAAACAAUAACUAAUUUAAAAUAUUAAUAAUGUAUAUUAUUAUUAUUAUGUGUAUAUAUUAUUAAUAACUUUAUUAGUAUAUACAUAAUACUGAAAUAAUACUAAUUCUUAGAUUAGAAGGUUUAUAGUAUAAACUAGAUAUAAAACGUGUAAAAUUUCAAGGAUGAUUAAAUAUUUAACAGUUUUAAUUUGCGCUCCUUUUUUUUGUAUAAUUCUCACUUCUAUUUGUUAUUUCUUAGAUUAAUAACUUGACUAUUACUCAGAAAUUCUUAAGAAAAUACUAAAAGAAAGCGUGUGUCCAAACUUUUGAUUGAUAGUGCAUUAAUAUAAAUAAUUAUCACAAAUAAGAUGUAUGCAGUAGUACUGAAAUGAAUCACACUUAUAUAAUAAUUAUUGCAAUAUGUACUCUUUAAUGCAAAAUUGCCUCAAUAGGUCAAAACCUUGGUCAGUAUUUCAAUUAUUAUUAUUUUUUUUUAAUGAUAUUUCAUUUAAUUUAUGAUCUGAUUGGGUUUAUGAAUACCAACAAUUCCGGACUUAUUUACAUACUGUCAAAAAGAAAAUGAUGCAUGGGACGGAUCUGUUUUGUAAGAUCAUAGCUGUCGAUAUUAGAGCCUGCUCUUAUAUAUGCCUUCCUGCACUGAUACAGUUUACCAUACGAAAAAACUACUUCCAGGGUCAUUUUUUUGAUUAUGUUGGUGAUACUUGAUUUCACUUGACAACACAAAGAUGCAACUUCACAAGGUUCAUCACGUCUGAAUUGUGAAUGUUGGACACAGAAGUUUUAAGACCUGAAGUGUAUGCUUAUGUACAGAUUUGUGGGAAUCCAUACAGAAAAUUAGAUUAAAUGUUCACACUGUACUAGAAUGCAUACAGUUACAGUUAUGUAUAAAUGUAAAAUGUGGAUGUUUAUUAUUGAAUGCCAAUGAUUCCAUUAACAUUAAUACAAAUAUUUGUUAAUAAUCACACAUCCAAGUUCAGUCAGAUUCAAAAUAUAAAUAAUUGAUUAUUCAUUAAUGACUACUUACCGUAGAUUUUAUAAUUGAUGUCACAUAAAAGCUGUAUAAUGUUUCUACAAUAAAAUCAUUGAUCAAUGAUAA